Ogataea philodendri is the source of this 441-nucleotide messenger RNA. RefSeq lists its product as uncharacterized. Bases 1 to 441 code for a protein of 146 amino acids. The transcript is spliced from 3 exons. Lineage: Eukaryota; Fungi; Ascomycota; Pichiomycetes; Pichiales; Pichiaceae. The record is from RefSeq and is a predicted model, not a curated record.
AUGAAUACCAUCGUUCCAAAGACGGAUAACGAUGGAGCCACAUAUCCACUAGCUGCUCCUUCGAGGAUAGCAACCGAACUUGGAGCACUCGUAGGAGCACUUGAAACUGAAGCCGUGGACAGUGUUGAAUGGCCAGCAGAAGCUGACCUGGCCACCAGACGACUCAUGCCAGACGUCUCAGAACCAGUUGGUGUGGUAGAGGACGUCUCGGUACCAGUUGGAGAAACGCUAGACGAUUCGGUACCAGUUGGUGUGUUAGAAAACGACUCAGAACCAGUUGGUGUGGAAGAGGACGACUCAGAACCAGUUGGUGUGGAAGAGGACGACUCAGUACCAGUUGGGGUGGUAGAGGACGACUCAGUACCAGUUGGGGUUGUAGAGGACGUCUCGGUACUAGCUGGAGAAACGCUAGACGUCUCAGUACCAGUUGGAGUAGAUUGA